This is a messenger RNA of Balaenoptera acutorostrata (minke whale), 1560 nucleotides long. Its product is annotated as leucine-rich repeat-containing protein 37A-like. The transcript is spliced from 6 exons. Lineage: Eukaryota; Metazoa; Chordata; Mammalia; Artiodactyla; Balaenopteridae. The record is from RefSeq and is a predicted model, not a curated record. The coding region runs from base 281 to 1342 and encodes 353 amino acids.
AGCAGGCUCCUCUACCCUGAAACAGUACUUCAAGGUCAGGCCUUCUGCCUCCAUCCCUCCAAAAUCCCCAUCUGAGGUUAAAAGCAAAUCAAAAGACUUAUCCAACACUAUACUUGUUUUAGAGGAUGCAAAGGCUAGAGUUAGAAAUAUUAAGGAUUUUGAACUAAUCUCACAUUCUGGGAAAAAAUACAUCUUCCAUAAAAUUAGGACUCAUCGGGUCCAGAGAAAACCCAAAGUCAAAAGGAGUCGAAAGUUCAGAAAGAAAAGUUCACUCAAUAGAAUGAUGCUUGCAAGCCCUCCGUUCUCUGUAGUGAGGAGUCUCAUAAAUUCCCCUCCGCGAGAAGCUGUUUCACCUUCAAGAGAAGUGACUUCUCAGGAAAAUCCUUUUCCAGAAUUAUUUUCUCUUUCAGACCCUUCUACAGAAAACACUACUUCAGCAAACAAUACUGCACAAAAUGUUUCUGAAGAAGUUAUUUCUUCAGGAAACUCUACUCUGCCCGGAGGAACCGGCCCUGAAAACACUACCCAUAAGGAUGUCUCCACUGCACAUUCUGCUGUUGCUGCAGACAACAGUAUGCCACCUGUUCAACAGACCAACGAAACACAAUGGGAGCACCACAACACGGGCACUGAAUUAUCCUCUAAGCCCACAGGCUUCACUUUCCCAGGGCUCACAUCCCCGGGUGAUCAAGUUGAAACUCAGCUAAACCAGCAGCUACGGUCCCUCAUCCCCAACAAUGACGUGCGAAGGCUCAUUUCUCAUGUUAUCCAGACUUUGAUAAUAGACUGCUCGGACACCCACGUGCAGCUGGCCUGUGCCAACCUCAUCUCUAGAACAGGCCUCCUGAUGAAGCUUCUCAGCAAGCAGCAGGAAGUAAAGGUGUCCAAAGCGGAAUGGGAUACGGGCCAGUGGAAAAGUGACAACUAUAUCAGUGAGAGCACAGAAGCCCAGAGUGAGCAGAAAGAGCAGGAGUCAAGUGAGCUCACAAAAGAAGUUCCAGGAUAUGGCUAUAACAACAAACUCAUCUUGGCAAUAUCUGUAACUGUAGUAGUGACGAUUUUGGUUACACUUCUCUGUCUCAUUGAGAUUUAUUCUCAUCGAAUUGCAAAAGGGGAAGAUAAAAAAAGAAGCAGAAGGGGCUUUUUUCGAUUUCUGCUGCGUAAGAGAAGCUCAGGGGAAAGUGAGAGUCAGGAGGGCUUUUUCGGGAGAAGGCGGCCACUUUGGCUUAGGGAUGUGUAUAGGCCUCUCAACGCCACACGCAAGGAAAACAUGGCACACAAGCUACACGACAGGGAGUCUUCUGAUGAGGAUGAGAUGUACUUCUAUAAGGAUGUACCAUAAAUGGGAAGUCAUCAAAGCCCCAGCAGAGAAGCUUCUGGCUGCAUAUUGGGUUGAUGAAGAGGCGGGUGAGGAAAGUGAGACCGCACACGAGACAGCCACAGAGUGAGCCCUGUUCUGCCUCAAGCCACCGGUAAAUUUUAUUUUCUAAUAUCGGCUUCUCAGCAUUGCUUGUAAAAUACUUCUUUUUCUUAUAUUAAAGUGUAUAAAUUCAUAACCAA